This is a messenger RNA of Aspergillus nidulans FGSC A4, 3387 nucleotides long. RefSeq lists its product as uncharacterized. The transcript has 3 exons. Gene Ontology annotation, molecular function: ADP binding; catalytic activity. NCBI's taxonomy places the organism in Eukaryota, Fungi, Ascomycota, Eurotiomycetes, Eurotiales, Aspergillaceae. Bases 1 to 3387 code for a protein of 1128 amino acids. The record is from RefSeq and is a predicted model, not a curated record. Gene Ontology annotation, biological process: nucleoside metabolic process.
AUGACCUCUUUAACGCGCGACGAAUACACGUUUGCGUGGAUAUGCGCCUUGCCGCUGGAGAUGGCAGCAGCCCGUGCCAUGCUGGAUAAAAUCCACAGUCCCCUGCCCAAACAAUCCGCCGAUCCAAAUGCCUACGAAGUUGGCGAAUUGAACGGUCACUAUAUUGUCAUUGCAUGCCUACCAGCCGGCGUAUACGGAACAGUCUCUGCUGCAACCGUUGUGUCGCGCAUGCGUCUAACGUUUCCCCGGCUUCAAUAUGGGCUGAUGGUUGGAAUUGGAGGCGGGGUUCCGGGCAGAAAUAAUGAUAUUCGAUUAGGCGAUGUGGUGGUCAGCAAGCCAGUUGGAAAAUAUAGCGGAGUAUUACAGUAUGAUUAUGGCAAGGCAGUCCAGGGCGGGAUAUUCGAGCCAACAGGCACCUUGAACAAACCACCACACGCUUUCUUGACCCAUAUGGGUCAGCUUGAGGCAAAGCAAAUGACCGAGGGCAAGGCUGCGCUUUCGAAAAUAGUGCGAGAAGCCCUAGAAAAGAACCCUGAAAUGACAGAAAAAUUCGCGCCCCCAGAACACUACACAGAUCGUUUAUUCCACUCCUCCUACCAUCAUAUCCCUGGGGAAGACACGUGUGAAAGAUGCGAUGUUAAACAAUUGAUUAAACGCCAACCACGUGAAACUAGGUCACCAUAUGUUCACUACGGACUGAUUGCAUCUGGGGACCAGGUGAUGAAGGACUCAGAAACACGCGACCGUCUAGCUAGACAACAUGGGAUACUCUGCUUUGAGAUGGAGGCAGCAGGCCUUAUGGACGAACUACCCACACUUGUAAUCCGGGGGAUAUGCGACUAUUGCGAUUCCCAUAAACAGAAACAAUGGCAGAGUUAUGCAGCUUUAACAGCAGCUGCCUAUGCAAAACUCUUAUUAUCAAUCAUGCCUGUUUGCCGAACAUGUCGAACAGAAUCCAAUGCAUCGGAGCGCAAUCUAUUGCGGCACUGGAUGGUCUCGCUAGAACGAAAUCCAAGAUUCGUUGGUCGCCAGGAUGAAUUGUCACAGUUAGAGAAACUGCUCACAGCACCAGAUGGACCUAAGAGGGUUGCAAUUACCGGUUUAGGGGGUGUUGGAAAGACGCAAUUAGCCUUAGAGGUGGCACAUCGCAUACGGAACCAAGACAGGGAGUGCUCGGUUUUCUGGGUCCCCUGUACUAGCUAUGCAAUGAUUGAGCAGACAUUCAUGAAUAUUGCACAUAUGCUUGGACUUCAUGAAGUGAAACCAGCAGAGGUGAAAGAACGGGUUAAGCUGUACCUGAGCUCUCAGCGGGCAGGAAAGUGGCUGCUAAUUUUUGAUAACGCGGAUGAUGCAGAUAUGUGGUUAACAACUACCCCAGCCCUUGAAGAGAUCCUUCCCAAGAGCGAACAGGGCCGCAUUCUCUUCACCACCCGCAAUGGGGAACUUGCGGUGGAGCUCACGUCAUCAAAUAUUAUUCAUAUCCCAGAUCUGGACAAGAAAACAGCUCAUGAUAUGCUGGACAGGCUAGUAUUACAAAAGAACCUGCUCCAGGACCCUGUCACCACAAGUUCUUUCCUGGAACAGCUGGCAUACUUCCCAUUGGCAAUUUCUCAGGCAUCAGCAUACAUCAAUAAAAAGCGUCUAAGACGAUAUAACGAUAUUCAGAACCCUGUCAUUACUACCUGGUUAAUAUCAUUCAAACAAAUUCAGCAGCAAGAUCAGUUAGCAGCAGACUAUCUAUCUUUCAUGGCCUGCCUCGACCCACGAAACAUCCCCUCAUCACUUCUGCCUAACCAAUCAACUGAUAAACAGAAACUUGACGCCUUAGGCCUUCUAAAUGCGUACUCAUUUACUCAAUGCCAGGGCACACAAAUAAGCAUGCACAGGCUUGUGCAUAUUGCGAUACGGAACUGGCUGAGAAAGAAUGGGCUUUUCAGCCUCUGGAUCCAGAGGGUGGCUGAUCACCUGGAGAAACUCUUUCCGAACAGUAGCCAUCAUAACCGGGGGCUGUGGCGAGGAUACCUCCCCCAUGCAUUAGCACUUGUGCAUGAAAAUGAGUUUAUUCUACAACUAGGACAGUAUACAGAAUUGUUUGAGAGAAUAUCAGGUUGCCUUACAAGAGAUGGAAGGUAUUCCGAGGCAGAGGUACUAUACAGCAAGCUCAUGACGAUAAACCAGGAGAAAAAUAGCUAUGAGCACCCGGACACUCUCAGAAGCAUGGCAAAUCUGGCAUCAACCUACUGGAAUCAGGGCCGAUGGAACGAAGCUGAGAAGUUGGGGUUGCAGGUCCUGGAGACAAGGAAGGCAGUACUGGGUCCUGAGCAUCCAGAUACUCUCAGCAGCAUGGCAAAUCUGGCAUCAACCUACUGGAAUCAGGGCCGAUGGAACGAAGCUGAGAAGUUGGAGUUGCAGGUCCUGGAGACAAGCAAGGCAGGCCGAUGGAACGAAGCUGAGAAGUUGGGGUUGCAGGUCCUGGAGACAAGGAAGGCAGUACUGGGUCCUGAGCAUCCAGAUACUCUCAGCAGCAUGGCAAAUCUGGCAUCAACCUACUGGAAUCAGGGCCGAUGGAACGAAGCUGAGAAGUUGGGGUUGCAGGUCCUGGAGACAAGGAAGGCAGUACUGGGUCCUGAGCAUCCAGAUACUCUCAGCAGCAUGGCAAAUCUGGCAUCAACCUACUGGAAUCAGGGCCGAUGGAACGAAGCUGAGAAGUUGGAGUUGCAGGUCCUGGAGACAAGCAAGGCAGUACUGGGUCCUGAGCAUCCAGAUACCCUGACCAGCAUGGCAAAUCUGGCAUCAACCUACCGGAAUCAGGGCCGAUGGAAUGAUGCUGAGAAGCUUGAUGUGCAGGUCCUGGAGACAAGGAAGGCAGUACUGGGUCCUGAGCAUCCAGAUACCCUGACCAGCAUGGCAAAUCUGGCAUCAACCUACUGGAAUCAGGGCCGAUGGAACGAAGCUGAGAAGCUUGAUGUGCAGGUCCUGGAGACAAGGAAGGCAGUACUGGGUCCUGAGCAUCUACAUACUCUCAGCAGCAUGGCAAAUCUGGCAUCAACCUACUGGAAUCAGGGCCGAUGGAACGAAGCUGAGAAGUUGGAGGUGCAGGUCCUGGAGACAAGGAAGGCAGUACUGGGUCCUGAGCAUCCAGAUACUCUCAGCAGCAUGCAUAAUCUUGCCUAUACAUACCAUUCGAUGGGUAGAAACACUGAAGCCUCAGAUUUAAUGACACAGUGCGCUACGCUUCGUGCCAGAAAUAUAGGCUCUACCCACCCUGAUACAUUGUCUUCCAGCGAUGCUCUUACGGAAUGGCAAAAGCUGGACCAUCAUAGAUCAUCAAAGCCAGGCAAAGGCCGAAAACUAAAGGCCUUGGGGCGUGUUCUCGGUUUUAAGUAG